This is a messenger RNA of Nematostella vectensis (starlet sea anemone), 3482 nucleotides long. RefSeq names its product octopamine receptor beta-1R. Gene Ontology annotation, biological process: G protein-coupled receptor signaling pathway. The transcript has a single exon. Lineage: Eukaryota; Metazoa; Cnidaria; Anthozoa; Actiniaria; Edwardsiidae. The record is from RefSeq and is a predicted model, not a curated record. Gene Ontology annotation, molecular function: G protein-coupled receptor activity. Gene Ontology annotation, cellular component: membrane. Bases 750 to 1793 code for a protein of 347 amino acids.
GGAACUUUACCAGCCAUUGAAGUUUUCUUUUCACCUGCCUCACAAACAAAUUACAUAGGAGCCCCAUAGCAGUUACGAAGUGGAGAGAAAAAUCAGGAACACACCUCAAGCAAACUACGUAACCUUAAAAAGGCUAGGACUAUUUUGAUGUUGCCGUGGACGCAAGGAUAAACAGAUCUAAAGGUGAAAACAGAUAAGAAUAGCCUGUUUUCCAGCUGCUUCACAAUUCAUAACUUGAGGGUGGAAUAGAGAAAUAGAAAAAAAACAAUUUCAGUUGCCUUUUAAUCUAUCAAAGAGCCACAAAUGACUUUCUAUAGCUACAACAAAAAGCAACUCGUGAGGAUGCACCGCCUGCUUUAAGAAGUACUUUUCAGAAGUCCAGUUGUGAAGUGAGUCCAACGCCAAACCCCUCAAUUCACACUCAAAGAUUGUUAGCUGAUUUUAGAAAAGACAAUUGUUGUUCUUUAAGUCAACACCUGCCGGUGCAAUUUUUUUCACAGGACAGGAAUUAAAAGAAAAACCAAACAAUUAGAAAACAUUAAGCACACCGAGGUAAACAUGAUUUAACAAUUAACAAAAAGCUUAAAAAACAAAUCGCGGUGGUAGAAUCGAAGCGAGCGUUUCCUCUCGCGAUUGCGUAGGAAUACUUAAAAGAAAACUUCUACAGCGGAUUUUUCACAAUAAGAUUUUCAAGUAAAGACAGACAUGUGUUUGCUUGCCUCAGAGAAGAAAAGCAAGUUCUUAUAAAGAUGUUCGCUUAUAACUACUCAUGCUAUUACUUCACUGAAUGGGUCCAGUACGGUCAGCUUACCUACUCUCAAUUCGCCGUCGUCGCUUUCCUAAAUGGCAUAACUAUUUUACCCGCCAUUAUUCUGAAUGGUUUAAUUCUUGUCUCGAUAUGGCGAACACCAGCGCUUCACACGCCAGCCAUGGCUUUGGUGUUCAACCUGGCCAUUUCCGAUUUCUUCGUAGGUUUUUUGGCACAGCCUGUGAUGAUGGCAUGGUUCGCAGUGGAGCUGAAAGCGACUGAGAUGCAAUCAACCUAUUGCUACAUGUCUAUAACCAUGAUCGUUUCCUCCACUUUUUUUUCGUGUUCCUCAUUCUUCGUGGUGACUGCAAUAGCUGUGGACAGGUUCUUGGCUUUGUAUUACCAUCUUCGUUACCCUACCAUCAUGACCAUGAGAAAAGCAGUUGCUGUAUCUCUAGUCACUUGGUUUGCCUCGCUUUUCGUCAUUGCUUUGCGAUUGACUGUGGGGACCAAGUACAGAGCGGUCUUCAGCGUGUUCAACAGCUCUCUCGUAGCUACAUGCGAGUUAGUUGUUCUCUUCAGCUAUUUCAAGAUCUAUAGAAUUCUAAGAAAACACCAAAAGCAAAUCCAUUCAGCGAAUAUUGGUUUAGAAUUAACACUCGCAAGUCCUGACUCAACAGAAGAAUCCAUUUCUCAGACAUCACUCACACAGCCACAGAAAAGUAUUCGACAGUACAGAAAAUCUAUUAUUAGUUCAUUCUACAUCUACUUUGCGUUUAUCCUAUGCUAUUUUCCCGCCAUCUGCGUUUUGAUUUACUACUCCGCCACCGAUGACCACCGCGUUUCGGCGUAUUUCACAAAGAUCGCAUUCUGUAUCCUUGUGAUUAACUCUGCCAUCAAUCCCGGGAUCUAUUGCUGGAAGAUGAGAGAGCUUCGUAACGCGGUCCGCCAAACUCUUAUAAGAUUGAGGGGGAUUACAGGGCUCAAAACACAGAGGAAAUUCUUUCCUAAACGCGCCGUUAAAGCUGCUUGGACAAUGUCUUAAAUGAUAAUCCCGACGGGUUCAUUAAUGGUUAUUGACAAUCAGGAGAGAACAAAAAGUAGCAAGGGACCUCUUCAAACUUUUUCUGUAAAAAUGCUUUAUGAUAAUGUCUUGAAAAAGGUUGUGGACGAAUUUUUUAGAUGGCAAUCCAGACAUUUACAUAAAUCAUCACAUCGAUAAUCAGGAAAGAAUCAAUGCUAGAAUAAGAGACUCUAAAAACCCGCCUCUUGCCUCCACAAUACUUUUAUUGUGAACCUGAAGGAUACAAAAAAUUACAAGGGAAUGUCCUAGAAAAAGUUGUCUGUGCAACAUAAAUAAACACAAGCUUGAAAUUGUAUGUGAAACCAGAGUCGUUUUUUUUGAUGGUUCGAGCGUUAGCUCUUCGUCGGAGCCAAGAGGAUGUUGAUUUGUUUCCCUGAUUAUGCUACGCCUACGCAGACCACCAUGUUAUUUUGGUCAGCUUGUGUAUAGUUUUUCUAGUCGUAUUAACGUCUUAUAGGGUAUCCCUGACGUAUACAUAACUCACAUUGACAAGCAGGAGAGAACCAAUGCUAAAAGAAAAAAAGACUCUGCGCCGUGCAAGUUAUCCUUGGGUAACCCUGACGUUACGUAAAUUACAUCGAUAAUCAGAAGGAUUUGCCUGGAGAAUGUCUAAGGGUAACCCUGACGUUACGUAAAUUACAUCGAUAACCAGAAGGAUUUGCCUGGAGAAUGUCUAAGGGUAACCCUGACGUUACGUAAAUUACAUCAAUAACCAGAAGGACUUGCCUGGAGAAUGUCUAAGGGUAACCCUGACGUUACGUAAAUUACAUCGAUUAUCAGAAGGACUUGCCUGGAGAAUGUCUAAGGGUAACCCUGACGUUACGUAAAUUACAUCGAUAAUCAGAAGGAUUUGCCUGGAGAAUGUCUAAGGGUAACCCUGACGUUACGUAAAUUACAUCGAUAAUCAGAAGGAUUUGCCUGGAGAAUCUCUAAGGGGUAACCCUGACGUUACGUAAAUUACAUAAUGUCUAAGGGUAACCCUGACGUUACGUAAAUUACAUCGAUAAUCAGAAGGAUUUGCCUGGAGAAUGUCUAAGGGUAACCCUGACGUUACGUAAAUUACAUCGAUAAUCAGAAGGAUUUGCCUGGAGAAUCUGUAAGGGGUAACCCUGACGUUACGUAAAUUACAUAAUGUCUAAGGGUAACCCUGACGUUACGUAAAUUACAUCGAUAAUCAGAAGGAUUUGCCUGGAGAAUGUCUAAGGGUAACCCUGACGUUACGUAAAUUACAUCGAUAAUCAGAAGGAUUUGCCUGGAGAAUGUCUUAGGGGGUGAUUCUAACGUGUAUAUAAAUUACAACGAUUGUAAGGAGAGAUUCAGGCCUCAAAAGAAAUAGGGAGGGGCGUAAAAAUAACCUUUCCGUACGAUGUUUAAGAGUAAGUACAGUGUGUGCAACGGGGGCUUAAAGCAGAGAUCCGACUUUCAACAGCUCUCUUUAAAAAACUCGCCCGGGUAAAGUCGUCUUACAUUGUAAACCUAACGUCUACACCAGUAACAUUGACAAUCAGGAGAGAACUAGGACUCACAAAACAUAGAACAAAGAGAUCGAAAAAGAUGCGUUUGCGCUUGGCAAUAAAUUCACAUGGAAUGGGAGAAGCAAGACAUUGUAGUCAGAGUAAGAUUAAAAUAAACUGAGGUCAUAAGAGUCUA